ACGUCAAAGUCAAUGUCGUUUAUUUGUCAAUUUUUUGACAAUCACCUGACCCCGUUGACAGUCACAUGUCAAAAUAUGUUUCAUUUGUUUGAAAUCAAAUUCAAAGGACAUCUCUAAAAUGAUAAAAUAAAAUAAAUUAUUAACUUCACAAAAAAAGUAUUAAAAUCAUGUCACCUGCUUUCCGAAAAGGUGUUUUUAGAUUUCUUUCAUUAGAAAAAGAAACGGAUAGUUUAUAAAUAAUGUCUCUAUCAUCAAUUCGUAUGACUCCGUGGUGUCUGCGAGAAUUACGUCGGAGCCUACGUUUAGCUAGUGUAUCUUUAAGGAGACUGCGAACAACUAUAAAUUCAGAUGGAUUCAAUAGUGGUAACCGUCGGGAUUCACACGAAUAUUGGAAUUCAUCGCCAAAAAGAUUUUUUAUCGGAGUCAGUUCUUUGAGCCUUGCACUUCUAGCGGCUGAUCGCAUAUACAAUGAGAAAAGGUUUUUUAAAGCUGCACAACUUGGUAAUGUCGAGGAAAUAAAGAAGCAAGUCGAGGCGGCAACUGAUGGGCGUCACGAUGGUGAGAGUCCUGCAGACCGUCGACACCCACUCGGAUGGACCGCACUCAUGGCUGCUGCCGCCAACGACCGGCCUGCAGCUGUCCACGAGCUCCUGCGGCUCGGCGCACGUCCAGACCUACAGGAAAAAUAUGCAGGCGCAGCUGCCGCCGCCUCCGUUGUCGGUCUCCACCCGCUUGAAGCCAUGCAGCGCCGCGAGGAUGAGUUCUGUAGCUCGAUGAAUGCUCGCGCAUCCUUCCUCGGGUGGACAGCGCUGCACUACGCGGCGCUUGCGGACUCAGCGGGAUCAGCGCGUGCUCUCCUUGAAGCGGGUGCAGACCCAACGGCUCGUGACCACGCCGGUCGUCGGGCACUACACUAUGCUCGCGACCCAUCACCCACACGUGAUCUUAUCCUGCAGCACACGCGAAGCUGGGAGCAAGCGGCCGCUGCUGCUGCUGCCGAAGAGCGCCGUCGCUUUCCACUCGAACAACGGCUCAAGCAAUACAUCGUCGGACAACAAGCGGCUAUAGAGACGGUCGCAGCGGCCGUGCGACGCAAGGAAAACGGUUGGGCGGAUGAGGAGCACCCACUCGUCUUCCUAUUCCUCGGCAGCUCGGGUAUUGGUAAGACCGAGUUGGCAAAGCAGCUGGCAAGGUACAUGCAUCGCGACGAUCCCGCCGCGUUCAUCCGGUUAGACAUGUCUGAGUACCAGGAGAAACAUGAAGUGGCUAAGCUGAUCGGCGCUCCACCUGGAUACGUGGGCCACGAAGAGGGAGGACAGUUAACGCGGGCGUUGGCUCGCCGGGCAGAUGCAGUCGUACUGUUCGAUGAGGUGGACAAGGCCCACCCAGACGUACUUACGGUUCUACUGCAGCUAUUUGAUGAGGGUCGCCUAACGGACGGUAAGGGCAAGUUGAUCGAGUGCAAGAACGCUAUAUUCGUGAUGACGUCAAAUCUAGCCGCGGACGAAAUUGCACAGUACGGUCUGCAACUGCGGCGCGAGGCAGAGGCGCGCGCGGCACAACGCACUCGCACGCAGGCACUCAAUGACGUCAAAGAAACCCAUGAGAAAAUCGAAAGCACCGAGCAGGAGACACUAGAGGUGUCGCGUCACUUCAAGGACAGCGUGGUGCGUCCUAUUCUGAAGCGACACUUUGGUCGUGACGAGUUCCUGGGCCGUAUCAAUGAGAUCGUAUACUUCCUGCCGUUCUCACGGCAGGAACUCCUGACCCUCGUGCAGAUGGAGUUGGUGCGGUGGGCGGAGACAGCGCGCCGAAGACACGCGGUAGAGCUGCGUUGGGAGGGAGGCGUGCUGGGCUGCCUAGCCGACGGGUACGACGUCCACUACGGUGCGCGAUCGAUCAAACAUGAGGUGGAGCGACGCGUCGUGAACCAGAUAGCGUUGGCAGCGGAACGCGGCGCGUUAGUACGUGGUUGUAGCGUACUACUCUCAGAACGCGCCGGACGACUGGCGAUCGCUGUACGAACACCUCCCGCCACAGAAUAUACCCCGCUAGAUCUCGCCGCCGCCUAGACCCGCUCACCCCCUAUAUUCUCACCUCGACGUAGACCCGCUACUCUCUGCAUUUCCAUGCCAAAGUAUAUACCCGCUUGACCCUCGCCGUGGUGUAGACCCACUUACCUCCUGCAUACCCAUACCAAGGAAUAUACUCCGCUAGACCUCAUCGCAGCGUAGACCCGCUCACCCCCUGCAUUCUUUUGCCAAAGAAUACACUGCUAGAUCUUGCCGUUCACGUACACCCAUCUUUAUAAAAAAUGUAUAAUAUCAUCUAUCCCCCGAUCCCAAAAGUUAUAUCGUUGUAAUUACUAUAGCAUAGGUUAUCGUUACCAGAAUAAAUCGCAUAAUGUAUUUAUUAUGUAAUAUAGAUCUGUUG
Molecule: messenger RNA, 2433 nt
Organism: Diatraea saccharalis (sugarcane borer)
Lineage: Eukaryota; Metazoa; Arthropoda; Insecta; Lepidoptera; Crambidae
Source: the annotation of a GenBank genome assembly